GUUGCGUAUAUUCUAUAUUAUAUAUCCGAUAAACAUAACUCAAUCACAUCGCCUACCAAUUACGGUGGAAUACUUCAUCGAUCAGGAAAAGUAUUUCUAUUUGAUUUUGUUACAUAUCAGCGUGGCGUUAUGCAUCGCGGGAACGGCAAUGGUAGCAGUAGGAUCAAUGAUCAUUGUAUAUUUUCAACAUACUUGUGGUAUGUUUAGAAUUUGCAGUUAUCGUAUUAAACGCGCAGUGCACAUCAAUUUAUUAGAAAAUAUUAAACAGAAGAAGGGAAACUUAAUAUUGAAAGGAAUAAUUAGUGCUGUAGAUAUUCAUCGCCAAACUUUGACUUUAUGCAGACUUUUGGAAUCGAACUUUGAAGUAAUGUUGAUUUGUUUAAUACUAAUCGCAGUGAUCUCUUUGAGUCUUAAUCUCUUUCGAAUUUUUCAGAUUGCAUCAUCCAAAGAUGAUAUCAAGGAUAUUUUAUUUCCCUUUGCAUUUGUAACUAUCAAUAUCCUAUACAUGUUUAUAGCUAAUUAUCUUGCGCAGGAUUUAACGGAUCAUAAUAACGAUAUCUUUACUACCGUAUAUAAUGUUCAGUGGAAUGCCGCUCCGUUACAUAUACAGAAAAUGAUACUAUUUCUGUUGCAAAGAGGCUCCAAAGAUUUUACUAUAAGCGUUGGAGGACUAUUUGUCGGAUCAUUGGAGUGUUUCGCUACGAUGGUCAGAGCAUCGGUCUCUUAUUUUACUGUUAUGUACUCAACGCAAUAA
Messenger RNA from Camponotus floridanus (Florida carpenter ant), 754 nucleotides. RefSeq lists its product as uncharacterized. Lineage: Eukaryota; Metazoa; Arthropoda; Insecta; Hymenoptera; Formicidae. Gene Ontology annotation, biological process: detection of chemical stimulus involved in sensory perception of smell; sensory perception of smell. Gene Ontology annotation, molecular function: olfactory receptor activity; odorant binding. The coding region runs from base 149 to 754 and encodes 201 amino acids. Gene Ontology annotation, cellular component: plasma membrane. The record is from RefSeq and is a predicted model, not a curated record. The transcript has 6 exons.